Molecule: messenger RNA, 2830 nt
Organism: Hyaloscypha bicolor E
Lineage: Eukaryota; Fungi; Ascomycota; Leotiomycetes; Helotiales; Hyaloscyphaceae
Exons: 6
Coding region: 389-2830 (813 amino acids)
Source: RefSeq, a predicted model, not a curated record
CCAGAACGAGACUUGACUAUCCCGCUACUCCCGAGACUCCGGCUCGCCCACAGCCCUAAGAUUAUUCCAAGGAAUUCCAGGCACUCCGCAUUAACUAGCCGAGACUAACUUUGAAAUCGCUUGUGGUUGGGCAUUCUCCUUGCGCACAAAUGGCUUCCAAAUCCCUCAGAUCAUCUUUCCACCCUCUCAAAACAUCACUCAACUCUUAGUCCUCUUAAACAAUGGCCUCGUCGCUCCCUGUUCGCAUUGCCACAAACCUUUCGACAUUUAUUUAGGAUGUUUCCCAACGAAAAAUUUCAGGGGCAAAUGAGUCAAGAUCACAGCCUUGCGGCUGCCUAGUAAUCCCCAAACCUAGAAUCCUUCUUAUCAUUCAGCACCCGUGAAUGCCAUGGAGCCAUCAAACACUACACCUUCCCGGGAGGAGCUUUACAAAGUGCGAUUUGCAGAAAGAUGGGAACUCUUGAAACCGGUGCUUGAACGCCUCUAUUUCGACGAGAAACUCAAGCUCCCAGAAAUAAUAUCUCUGAUGAAAUCCACAUACAACUUCGACGCCAAUGAAGCCCAAUUCAAGUACCAAUUCAACAAAAAGUGGGGUUGGAAGAAGAGUAUUCCCUCCUCAACGAAAGAAGCUAUCUUAGAGAUCGCUCGGACAAGAGCUGCCGCGGGCAAAUUAACUCUCGUGAAAUUCAAGAACAAAGAAAUAGAUUUAAAGAAGAUUCGGAGACAUGCCAAGCAAACCGUGAGACAAGAUUUAUCCUCCAAAGAUGCCCUCGAGGACAGCGCAGAGAAAGGAGACCUUGACUUGAGCCAUGAAGUUCCACUAGAGAUUAGAAUCUUUCUUCUAUGGAAUAGGAUUUUUGAGUUCGAGGGCCUUCCUAUUCUUAGCCCUAUUGAUAUUGUUCCCUCUCCUGCCUGCGCCGUUGACCCAAUCGAUCUCACGGUUGCUACUCCUCCAGCGGAAUCUUAUAUCCCACAAUUUGACGCUUUGUAUCUGCACUCCUCAGUGAUGGAAAAGAAGUUGACCAGUCGAGCUCAUCUUUUUAUCCAAGGUAGAUAUGACGAGCUCAUACACGACAUUGUGAAAAAUGAGAUGAAGAUACUGUCGACAUGGUUAUACCAUUAUUGGCAAUUUGCAUUCCAUACAGCAAAGUUUUGGGGAAAUGGUCCACGAAAUUGGACCGCUGAGAAUCCCAAGUUGAGACAAAUUCUCGAAAUUGACACAUUGUCGUUCUCAGACCUGCCUCUCGCCUUAAGAGCAAGGACAGAACUCGCCCCAGGAUCUGGACAAGCCGUACAAGGUCCGACAAAAUUCUGCAACUGGAGUAUUCAUAUCUCAGACAAAGACUGGAAGAACUGGAAGAACUGGAAGAACUGGAAGAACUGGGAUCCAAGAGACGACUUGAACAACUUGGAGUCAACAAUGAAGGAGUGGCCAGAGAAUUGGAAGAACCCAGCGGUUGAAAAGCGGCUUCAGAAUGCGCUCAAUUCCAACAACUUCAGCAAUAUUAAAAGUGAAGACUUACCAAUGGCACUUCACCAAUUGGCCAAGACAGUCAACAAGUCAACAAAUCAAUUCCUCCAAAUGUCGUUAAGCUUCAGUAUCAUGGCUGGUAACUACAUUCUGAUCGAAGAAUUAUUGGGAAAGGCUGAAGCGGCAGAGGUGGAUUUGUCUGAGUUAUUUCCAUACCAUCUUGCCACAAGCUAUUUAGAUGGGUCAGUCCAAUGUUGUCGGAUUUUUGGUUUGCUAUGCAGAAGACUUGGAGGUGGAAAGUUUUCCCUUACCCGAUGCUACACAAACCAUCUGGGGCAUUCUGUGCUCGACAAUCUUAUGAUUGCUAUUUUGAAAGGCCAUACAUCGAUUACCCCGGGCAUUGCCAACAAUGGCUGGAGAAACCAAAGCCGUUUCGAUGGAGAUGAAAUCGAUAUCUGUGGCAGAUGGGCUCCUGACUCAAAUGAGCUCGCUACAGUCCUAGGUAGCGGAGCUGCUGAAUUCCACGGUGCUGAUUUGAAUACGUCGAGUGGACUCUACCUAAAGUUUUGUUUCUCCUGCGGUUCGAAACUGCAACUCCAGCCAUUGCAUACGCUCAUAUUCACUGCAUUCCAGCUUGCGCAAUUUGGACGCACCGGCGAGGAUCUGUUCGGCAUUAUUGCUUGCUUGCUCUGUUUGCUACAACUUGGGGUUGACCCUUCCCGGAAAUCAACGAUAUCCACAACAAUUCUGUUGGACCAGGCGCAAGACAAAACUUGUUGCCAUUCAGAGAUGACCCCUCUCCAGCUAGCAGAUUCGUUGGGCUUGAUGUUCUCUGAUACUUGGCCCACCAAACUGCAGGUGGGAUGGAAGAUUAUUUGCCAUCUUCUUGGUCUCGGGGAGGCGGAGCGGGACAAAUGGGAGCUACGACAUCCGAGUUCAGCAUCAGGUGUUGCAGCUCAAGAUCUUGAAGCGUCGGUGGAAAUUGGGGAUGCCACUGGAUCUGCACCCUCAAAUGGCUAUCAGAUUGGCUGUGACGAUUGUAUCUGGGAUGAAGGCUUCUUUGGCAAUAACAAGUAUCUUGGCCACAUCUGGGCUGCUGUCCAAACCGAGCUUCUGACACACCGGCGCCGCCAAGACGGAGAUCAUUGGAUGUCGGAGAACUUUGACAUGGAUGCUUUGUUGGGCAGCUUGCAGCUCGGCAGUGAGCUAGCCAUUGGAUUUGUGAACAGAGGGGUAAUGAAGAAAUACUGCUCCUGUGGAAGCUUCACGGAGAUUCCAUGGCCAAACUUGAGUCUUGGGAAACAGGUCACCGCGAGUAUUCUCGAAUCGACCUUCCCCGCAAUUGACGAACGGGCGUGA